CGAUGCCGGCCCCGAAAUUCAUCGAAGGUCCGAACACUGUUCAAACGUCACUUUACGGCUAUGACAGGAGCAAGAAAGUGCAGUUCCAGCUGAACAAUUUACGCGGGAAACCAAUUAUGGUGCUCCGUUCUGAUACGGUCAUUCCAAAAAACGAAGAAGCACCUCCACCACGAAGCACCUUCGCCAAGAAGUGGGUCGAUCGCAGUCGUCAUAUUCCGACAAUUCCACUAUACAAAUCCACGUGCAGAUCCUACUCGCACUUUCAUCAUCAGUACACAUGUCCGAAACCUUCGUCGGAAUCUGCGUUCCCGUUUCCCAUCUCGCCUACUCAAAUUGAUCUCCCAUUCGGGCAUACUGCACACGACAGGAAACCAUCAUGCCUACCAACUCCACGUGGCUCUCCAAACAGUCCGAGAUUGACGCCGGAAGACGAGAUGACUGUGAAACGAUUGUUUGACAAGCUGGAGAUCCCUACGACGCCGGCAACAUCAUCCGCCAGCUCGUCCUACGUUUCGCACAAAACACUUCUAGAGCUCAAUUCGAAGGUCUCCAAAACAUCAGCCAUCGAUGUAUCCGUUCCACCAGUGACCGAGAGUUCCGAGGCGGACUCAGUCCGAAUUGAUUUAUCGUUUCUCGUCGAUACACCGAAAAGCUUGUCGGAUUCACGAAGAUCCUCGUGCUCGGACACCUCGCCGCCCGAUCUCGAGGAGAUUGCAUCAAGCUGUGAUGAGGUGGAGAAGCCGCCGGGUCACACAUGCCAAGAUGAAGCUCAAUGCAACAUUUUCCGCAAAGGUGAAUGUAUUGAUGAGAAGAAGGAGCGACAGAACAUGAUCCAAUGGUUCAACGAUCUUGUCCAAUGGCGUCAUGAUAUUAUAGCCAAAAAACGCUUCGGUCCACCACGUUGUCCUCCACCUCCAUUGACAGUCACAAUGAUUGGAGCAAGCCGUUCUCAGCGUGCAAACCCAUUUCAUCGAGUCGGAGAAGUUCACCCAUUUGCCAUGGAGGUCAUGGAUCACGUUCGUCGGAAAAUGGACGCGAAACGUUCGUAUCGUCUCGUUCCCGCUGGUCCUACUUUCCCCGCGCCACACGAGUUUAUGGCGAACGCAAAGUGUUUGGAGCCGCAUCUGUUCGUGGAGUACUGCUAUCAGCUGACAGCGGCCGCUUACGUUGAUACUGGGCUCAAUUAUCCGAAUCGUCGGCCACCGAUCCCGCCUCGUAUGGAGCCGAUACCAGAGCAAGCGUGCCGGGAAUCGAUUUGCUCGUCGGCUUCCGAGUUCUCAUCCGACGGCGAGUAUUCCGACGAUUCGGAUGAUACGAAAAACGAGCGACUGCGUCAGAAGUUGGAGAGACAUCGUAAACGGGAGAACCGCCUUCGAAAGCUCUUCCGCCGACGGGAGGUUCUAGAUGAAAUAGACGAGGAAGAUGACGAUUAGGUGAUUGCCAAGAAUUUAUUUUACUUUCUCUUGUAAAUGUAUCAUUCCUUCAUAUUGCCCCCGUUCACCUUCCCCCUAUUGGAUUGUUCGUAUUUUCUUUUUAGUUUUCUUCAUUUUCACUUAUAUUUGAAAUUUCAAUGUUUCAAAUAUUUUUUGCUUUUUUUUGCUCGCAUUCUUUUCCCCAGUUAUAUUUUCUUUCAUUGUGAAUUAUAGAUCUUCAAAAUUUAAAAAUGUUUCUCCUAAUUUUACUAUCUCCCCCCGGCCGGCUCUAGCCGCCAAGCUCACUCUGUUAAAUUACUGAUUCGAUUUGAUUUCUUUUGAUUCGUUUGUUUUUGUGUUCUCAAUGAAAGUUCAGAUUAUUUCC
Caenorhabditis elegans is the source of this 1797-nucleotide messenger RNA. RefSeq names its product PEHE domain-containing protein (gene ekl-7). Lineage: Eukaryota; Metazoa; Nematoda; Chromadorea; Rhabditida; Rhabditidae. The record is from RefSeq and is marked reviewed. The transcript has 5 exons. Bases 3 to 1433 code for a protein of 476 amino acids.